UUUGUCUCCUCACAGGCCAACCCUGCUCCCAUAAUCGUGAACACAGACUCGCUGGAACAAGGGCUCUCUGUGAACGGCAGCGAUGGGAUGUUUAAAUACGAGGAGAUUGUGCUGGAAAGGGUAAGUGCUCGGCCACGCUCCCACUCGUGCGGCUCGUGCCAGGGCAAUGGGAGCUCGGGAUGGAUGGGGCUUUCCCGGGAAGCGGCGCGUGGCCAAUCCGUGCGGGAGGAGAGGAGGGAUGCGGAGGGGCCGGCGGAGCGGGGGGGCCGCGCUGUUGCAGGUGCCGUCAUCGCCCUCCUCCUCGUGGCUCCCGGGUGGGUGGCGGGCCUGGGCUUCAGCAUCGCCGGGGGGAUCGGGAACCAGCACAUCCCCGGGGACAACAGCAUCUACAUCACCAAGAUCAUCGAGGGCGGCGCGGCGCAGAAGGACGGGCGCCUGCAGAUCGGCGACCGGCUGCUCGCGGUGAGCGGGGGGACCCGGGGGGACCGCGCGGCGUUUUCAGCCUUGCCCGACAACCACAUAAGCCAUAACUCCAGCCUGGGCUACCUGGGCAGCGUGGAGAGCAAGCCCCCCUACCCCGUCGCGCCGCAGGUGACUCCGUCCAGGUACUCGCCCAUCCCUCGACACAUGCUCGGGGACGAGGACUUCACCAGGGGUGGCACCGCGGUGACAGCAGCGGGCGAGCUGUCCUCCAUGGAGAACAUUGGAGAUCACAUCCAGGAGCCCCAGCCCCCCGAGCCCGUCCUGGUGGUAUUUGAGCUGGUCGCGGGGCUCUCCCGGGGGCAUUUCCAGCUGGUCGCUGGCGCUGCCAUGCCGGGAGCACGGGGAGAGCAGUCGCGUGCAGCACCCGGGACGGCAGCGCUGCCGGGGUCCGCCGGAUUGUGCAUCAGCCGGAGGAUCCGCAAGGAUCGUAUCCUGCCUCCCUGCAUGGGAACUGCGAGCCGGGACAGCGCGAGGGACCGAGGUGACACUGGCUCCGCGCUGACCUUGUCCCUGUCCCGGCCGUCCCUUCUCCCCGUGGCGCGCUCAGGGCGAGGGUCUCCGGUGCCGGCGUGGGAUGCACGAGUAGGGGACGGUCCCUCUGCUCCGCGCGCGCCGGCGCUGACGCUGCCCCUCUCCGCAGAGUACAGCCGCUUCGAGUCCAAGAUCCACGACCUGCGGGAGCAGAUGAUGAACAGCAGCAUGAGCUCCGGCUCCGGCUCGCUCCGCACCAGCGAGAAGAGAUCCCUCUACGUCCGAGCCCUGUUCGACUAUGACAGGACCCGGGACAGUUGCUUGCCCAGCCAGGGGCUCAGCUUCUCCUAUGGGGACAUCCUCCACGUCAUCAACGCCUCCGAUGACGAGUGGUGGCAGGCGAGGCUGGUGACGCCGCACGGCGAGAGCGAGCAGAUCGGGGUCAUCCCCAGCAAGAAGAGGGUGGAAAAGAAGGAGAGAGCGCGGUUGAAAACAGUGAAGUUCCACGCCAGGACUGGCAUGAUAGAGUCCAACAGGGACUUCCCUGGGUUAAGUGACGAUUAUUAUGGAGCAAAGAACCUGAGUAAGUCGCAUCUCGGCGCGCAUCGCUCCCUGGGCAUGGCUGCUGCCCCCGGCCGGGUGCUGGGGCCCAGGACGCCGUCCCGCUCCGGUGGCGGCUCCGGGACGUGUGCGGGAUGGGACACGGUGGCUCUGCCGUGCCCUGAGCGCACGCGACUGCCCGCGGGAGCCGGCCUCCUCCCGCUCGAAGGCUGGAUGUGUUGGAGGGGCAAGCACUGCAUCCUGGAUGUAUCUGGCAAUGCUAUCAAGAGGUUGCAACAAGCACAACUUUAUCCCAUUGCCAUUUUCAUCAAACCAAAAUCUAUCGAAGCUCUCAUGGAGAUGAACCGGAGGCAGACGUAUGAACAGGCGAACAAGGUCUUCGACAAAGCCAUGAAACUCGAGCAAGAGUUCGGAGAGUAUUUUACAGCCAUCGUACAAGGAGACUCUCUCGAAGAAAUCUACAGCAAAAUCAAACAGAUCAUCGAGGACCAGUCCGGGCACUACAUCUGGGUCCCGUCCCUCGAGAAACUCUGAAGAUGUCCCGCAUCUGCUUCCCCAUGAGCAGAAGAUCUCCGAAGUCCCACCCCACCCGAGCCCUCUGCCCCAAGGGGGGGAUGUGAAAACUAUUCCUGCCCCCUUUUUUAGAUCGUCGCAAAAUUGAGUUUUCUAGUCCUGUUUCUUUUGUUGGGAUGAACUGAUCUCAUUCAUCACGUGACUGUUCCCACCAUUCCUGCAUGGACCUUCCCAUUGCUCCAUUAGAGACAGAUGAGAACCCAUUCAAGAGUCGUUUUUUAUUAUUAUUAUUAUUAUUAUUAUUAACUAAACCAAGAAUCAAGAUGGGAGGAGGCGGCUAAGGACUAAUGUAAGACACAAGUGACGCAGUGGACUCUGAGAACACGAGCUAGUCCCAGAGCUCCAGGGGCAAUUUUCCAAGCGUGACUGUCUAGCAGCUCUGAACAGCGCGACAGAAAGGCAGCAGAAAGCAUUUUAUUUAUCUGUAUAUGUAAUUUAUAUAUAAUAUAGAGAGAGAUAUUAUAUAUAUAUUAUAUAUAUAUAUGUGUGGGCUAGGAAAC
Messenger RNA from Tinamus guttatus (white-throated tinamou), 2588 nucleotides. The record is from RefSeq and is a predicted model, not a curated record. NCBI's taxonomy places the organism in Eukaryota, Metazoa, Chordata, Aves, Tinamiformes, Tinamidae.